Molecule: messenger RNA, 1652 nt
Organism: Cygnus atratus (black swan)
Lineage: Eukaryota; Metazoa; Chordata; Aves; Anseriformes; Anatidae
Gene: NME3
Product: NME/NM23 nucleoside diphosphate kinase 3
Exons: 5
Coding region: 78-587 (169 amino acids)
Biological process (GO): UTP biosynthetic process; GTP biosynthetic process; CTP biosynthetic process
Molecular function (GO): nucleoside diphosphate kinase activity
Source: RefSeq, a predicted model, not a curated record
CGGGGACACGGCAGGGGCGGGGCGGGACCGGGACCGGGAGCGGCAGCGGGGCCGUGGAGAGCGGCGCCUCCGCCGCCAUGAUCUGCCUGGUGCUGGCCGUGUUCGCCAGCGUCCUGCACUGCGCCCGUCCCGGUGCCACGGAGCGCACCUUCGUGGCCAUCAAGCCGGACGGCGUCCAGCGGCAGCUGGUCGGGGAGAUCAUCCGGCGGUUCGAGAGGAAGGGCUUCAGGCUGCUGGGGCUGAAGCUGCUGCAGGCCUCGGAGGAGCUGCUGAAGGAGCACUACGUCGCCCUGCGGGACCGGCCCUUCUACGGGCGGCUGGUGAAGUACAUGAGCUCUGGGCCUGUGGUCGCCAUGGUCUGGCAGGGCCUGGACGUGGUCAAGAUGGCUCGUAUGAUGAUCGGGGAGACUAACCCAGCUGAAUCCCUGCCUGGCACCAUCCGAGGAGACUUCUGCAUUGAUGUUGGGAGGAACGUGAUUCACGGCAGCGACUCGGUCGAGAGUGCCCGGCAGGAGAUCUCCCUCUGGUUCCGCCCCGAGGAGCUGACGUGCUGGGAGGACGCGGCCGAGCACUGGAUCUAUGAGUGAUGAGGGAGCCCGAGGGAAGCGUGGGUCGUCCUCGCUCGGGCACGGGACGUUUCCAUCUGUUUCAUUUAGGCCCUGGGGCUGACCAGGGGCUCUGCUGUGGUGUCGCCGUGGGGGUUUCUCUUCUGUGUGCGUGGAGGGUUCCAGGAGCUGCUCCCUGACUGGAACUCAGUACUUCAGCUGACUGCAAUUGCAGCUAUUUCUUUUUUUUUUUUUUUUUCUCCCUCCCUCCCAUCUGCUGUAGUAAGUAGUUAGUGUAGCUGCUCUGCUUGCUAUGGCAUCCUAAAAUCCCAGGCUCGAGGUGAUUUACUGAUGGAAAGCACAAGCUGGGCCCUGUUCCUGUCACUGCCUGGCGCAGGACGCAUGCUCCUGGCCACGGGGAGAGGCGCGCUGGUCACUGUGGGGCGGUGUGAUCCCUGUCCUCACCUGCAUCUGUGAGGUUCCUCACCAAAGGGUUUUAAAGAACCUGCUAUGGGCUAAGCGCAGGGGCUGGUGACCAAGGCUGACCCAGCUCGGUGACCCUCCUCACUUCACCUGUCCCCUGCCUGCAGGGCACAAGUGGCCUCUGGAGGAGGAAGAGGCUCUGAGGACUCAGCCAGGCUCCUGCUGUGAGCGUCUGGAGGCUUCCUGCGACGGCAGGACCUGCUGGAGGAGAGCCUCAGAGCCACCCGCGUGAAUGUGUUCCUCUGUCCUGUGCUCCCGGGCCCCAUCUUUUCUCGCUGUUCCUUCUGAUUUUCACAGCACCGCCUGUUUCUUUACGCUCUGAGUCCCCCGAGCCUCCUGCCAGAGCGUAGGGGCAGGGACAGUGGUGGUGUGUUCUGCUGUGGAACAGCCGUGGUGGAACCUGAAGGAGCGAUGUUCCCGGGGCUUUGCUGCAUGUGGGCUGAGAUGUUCUGAGCUCAGCUCUCCUCAGCUGCCUGACUGCAGCACGCAGCAUUUCCGGCAGAGCUCCUCCCGCCUUCAGGGCCUUCUCCAAGCAGUAGUUUGCAGCUCUAAACAUCUUGGAGAUUGUUUGUUCCCAUAAGUCAUCCAUUUUUUUUUUUAAAUAAUAAACUCUGGAGAAUCCCA